AUGCAACAGCUCUUGUUCACUGUGAUAUUUUCCGAGAUGGUAUUGAUAUUGGUGUUAUCGUUCAAGACCCCCUUGAGGAAGCUUGUGAUCAUGAGCCUUGAUCGUGUGAAGCGUGGCCGUGGGCCUGUGGUGAUCAAAACGGUGGCUGGAACGGUCUUUGUGAUGUUGAUUUCAAGUUUAUAUAGUAUGGUGAAGAUCCAGAAGCGUUGGAUCGAUGAGGGCUCGGUCAAUCCAACGGACCAGGUCCUCAUGGGCAAGCACCUUCUUGAAGCCACUCUUAUGGGAGCCUCUCUGUUCCUUGCACUAAUGAUAGACAGACUACAUCACUAUAUCAGAGAACUUCGCAUUCGAAGGAAGAGCAUGGAAGCUGUAAAGAAACAAAGCCGAGAUUUUGAGAAUGGGAAAGCUGCUGGUUCAGAGGAAAAAAAGGCCUUGGAGGAAGAGAUGACUACACUGAGGACCAAAUUUGAGCAGCUGGAAUCUGAGCUUGAGUCGAAGACGAAGGAGGUAAAUGCUGCUGAAACCAAUGCAGUUGCUUUAAGGAAACAAUCUGAAGGUUUCCUUCUUGAAUAUGAUCGUUUGCUCGAGGAAAACCAAAACCUACGAAGUCAGUUGCAAUCUCUAGACCGAAGAUUGUCGCAUUCAGGUAGCAAGAAGAAUACCUAAGGAAUUGAACACCCUUUGCCAAAUAUUUCCAUUUUCCUUUACAUUUUUCAUGUCUUUAACUUGAAGUUCCAUCAUAAUUUCGUUGGAUACGCUGUCAUGUAUGCAAUCUUGUAAGUGUGAAGAAGAAGAGGGGAGGGGAGAGUAGAUUUUUGUGUGUUCGUUUUAAGUAGAGCUAGAAUGGCUAAAUCUUGACCUGACAAAUUGUAAGACAUUAUAAGGUUUUAAUAACAAAGAAUUUUUACUGCUGGUUUUUGUUUCA
Messenger RNA from Pistacia vera, 925 nucleotides. Its product is annotated as B-cell receptor-associated protein 31. Bases 1 to 666 code for a protein of 221 amino acids. Gene Ontology annotation, cellular component: endoplasmic reticulum; endoplasmic reticulum membrane. The transcript is spliced from 2 exons. Gene Ontology annotation, biological process: endoplasmic reticulum to Golgi vesicle-mediated transport; intracellular protein transport. The record is from RefSeq and is a predicted model, not a curated record. NCBI's taxonomy places the organism in Eukaryota, Viridiplantae, Streptophyta, Magnoliopsida, Sapindales, Anacardiaceae.